AUGGAUGAUGAUGAUUUUUACGAUUACGAACAAUAUGGUCAAUACAAAAUAAAUCACCAAGCACCACUACAGAUAGAUAAGAUUCGACAACAACAUCAACAAAAAAGAGUAUCGUCCGUUGUCCCUUCUUUUUCAUCAAAAGGAUUAAAAAAUAAGUUUAGUCCAUCAUUCAAAGAAAAGGAACAAACAAAACACAAGAAACAAAUAUUUGAAGAAAAAAAGUGUUAUUACUGUGGAGAGAGUGAAGGGGUUGUGAAGUGUGUUUGUGGGAAAUAUAUUUGCAAUGGUCCAGUAUCCAAUUGUGGUGAUUGUCAGAUCUUGGUUCAUAUCAAGAAUUGUCGCCAUUAUACUUUCUCGUGUGGUGGUCAUAAUAUUGAGUGUUGUCGUUGUGGGGACACAAAUAUUUUUGACUUGUUAUUUCGUCUUGGUGAUCCGAAGUUUUAUUGCAGUGAUUGUCUAAAGGAAAACGAGAGAUUUUUGUACAGUGAACAUGUUGCAAAACAAGGUGUAUUCUCUUUAAAUAAUUUAGAUCAGACACAAACAAUUGGCACAUCAGUUCAUGUUGUUAGCCUUGAUGUAGUGAAUGCUAUUGACGAUGUAGUGGAAAACACUUUUGUUGAGGCAAGAGUUCGAAACAAAUAUUUGUCACCGAGUGAAUAUUGCUCUGUUUAUAAAACACUUGUAAAUUACGAAAAUCAACAACAAAGUUGGGAGGAGUAUGUGAUUAAGACGGAGAUAAAUUUUAUUAAUGAAAAUGACCGUGUGUUUGCUGUUAUAAGUAGAAAAAAGCACCAGAAAAUGCCUCGUUCAACGUCGAAAUUUAUAUUAUGUGGAAAAGGACAGAGGGGGAUUUUAAACUUGGAAACACUUGACUUUGUGAUUCUCAAUUGUGCUACUUUGUUUUCCAAAUGUGAUUUUGUAGUGUAUGGCGAGGUUCUUUCUACGGGCCCAAAUUCAGCGAAAUUGCAAAUCAAAGAAAAUUAUUUUCAAGAGUUAUUACCUCAAUAUUUUCAAGAAGUCCCAAAAUACCUAUUUGGCGCUAAAGAGAGUUGGAAAACAAAAAUAUUCCGUUUGUAUGUAUUGACGGAUAACUGUAGCUCGGAAGUAGUCACCAAUGGUCUUCACCUUUUUGAGAAAAGGCAAAACACAAAUGAAUACAUCAGUACUAUUUUAGGAACAGUUGUGCCAAAAACAAAGGAAGUGUUUAGUUUUAUGGAUAUCAAUCCGCCUGGAUUGAAAAAUCCGGUUGAAUUGAAUGCAAGUCAAAUUGCUGCUGUUUUAAGCGCUUUAAAUAAUCAUUUGUCAUUAGUUGUGGGUCCUCCAGGGACAGGGAAAACAUCUGUAGCAGUUUCUAUUGUACAACACAUUUUGUUCUACCGAGAGAAAAUUGAGAUACAACGAAUAGAAAUGAAUACUGGAAGAGAUUUUAUUCCACAUAGAGGUAAAGACAUUUCUAUCAACAAAAAGGUCUUGGUGUCCGCUUCAAGCAACAAUGCCGUGAAUGUGUUGUGUGAACGUCUUGUUGAUUUUGGAAUUUCUGUUGUGAGAAUUCCAGCUGACGAAAAGUACGCUGAUUUGAGCGACAAAGUUAGAGGGGUUUCGCUUCUGUACCGAGCAUAUGAAUAUUGCAAACAUGCUGAUGUUGACAAAGAUGGUAACAGCCUUUCUGAUAUUCAAAAUUUAUUGAAAAAGAAAAUAGACAGUUUCUUCACUCAACAAGAAAAUAAAGAGAUAUGUCGGAUAGAAGAGGAAUACAAAGAAUCGCCAAAACUUCAACUGAUGUUUAAAGACUUUCAAAAAUACCUCUCGUUCGCAAACAACAAACUGUACCAACGAAAAAGGAUAACACUCAGUGACACUGAAAACAAAACAAUCAAUGACUUUACAAGGAUAAACCUUGCAGAAAUUACAGAAAAUUAUGACGUUAUUGCAGCUACAUUGUCAAAGGCUGUUUUCAAAAUAAAAUUUGCGUGCGCAGUGAUUGAUGAAUCAGCACAAUCCAUUGAACCCGAAACGUUUAGUGGGAUUAUGAAUGUCCAAAAGGCAGUUUUGAUUGGUGAUAUUCAGCAGCUUCCUCCGACAGUCGUCUCGAAUGAAGCAAAGAAUGGCGGGCUUGAAAAGUCAAUGUUUGAACGACUUUUACAAAACGGUGUUGCUUAUGCUCUCCUCACUACACAAUACAGAAUGCACCCCGCUAUUUCGCAAUUCCCAAAUAACAAUUUUUAUAAUGGAAAACUGGUGGAUGGUGUUGAUGAAGAUGACAGAUUUGAUGAAAGAAUUGAAGGACUUUUCCCAAAUAACGAAUUUCCAGUGAUGUUUGUUCAUUGCAAAGGCGAUGAAUUUUAUGGAACAAGUGGGAAGAGUUAUGGAAACGACGAAGAGAAGAAAGUUGUGAAAUUUAUGGUAAAAAAAUUGAAUGAAAAAAAUAUAAGAGAUGAUGAAAUUGGUAUUAUCUCGCCAUACGCUACACAACGAGAGUUACUUGGGGAAGAACAUAAGACCAUAGAAGUAUCAAGUGUUGAUGGAUUCCAAGGAAACGAGAAGCCAUUUAUUAUCAUAUCAUGUGUGAGGUCAAACGAGAAUCGUGGCAUUGGAUUUGUUGGAGAUCAUCGAAGACUUAACGUUUCGCUAACACGAGCAAAAUAUGGGUUGGUAAUAAUAGGUGAUGCUUACACACUUAUGAUAAACCCAAUUUUCAAAAAUUUGAUGAAAUUUUUGUAUGACAAAAAUUGCUUUGUUGUUGCAAAGGAGGUCGAAGGAAAAGUCUGUGUUGUGAGCGAAGAAGUUCCUACCAUCGAAAAAAUAAAACUGGAGAGGUCACAAUUUCAAAUGGUGUAUGACGCGAAUGAAGAAAACUCAAGUAAAAUCGAAGAAAUCGAAAAAAUAAUUGAGGAAAAAGAGUUAAAUGAAAUUCGCAAAAUACGGAAAUUCGAACCGCCUAAUUUGGACGUCUCACGUCGCUGCAAACAACCAAGUGAAUGCGUGUGUACUAAUAUUUUGGAAAAGAUUGAAGAAGACAAUAUUAGACGAAAUCCAGUAGUGAUAAACAAAGAAAUUCCAUUUAUAAAUUUUUUGAAUGGAGGUGUUGUAACUAUUGAAAUCGAAGACUGCUUUUUUAAGUAUCGAUUUGGUCGUAUUUGUGAAAAAGAAAAAAAUGUGAAACUUGACGUUGAAAGAAAUGGAAAAUUAUUUGCUGUUGUUGACCUGACAAUUAAAAUGGAAAAUACAAAAAAUUACAAACGUAUCAACUCAGACAUCAUUUAUAAUAUACAUGUAUUAAAAAGGUAUUACAAUUACUUAGUGAAUGUUGAUGUUUCAGUGUUAGAAACUCUCUUUGAAAAAAGUUUUGGUCAGACAAAAGUUAUAAAUAAAAAAAGUACUAUUUUACUAGUACAAAAAGAAGGUGGUCUUUACAAAAACGAGCGUGGAGACGAAAGAAGAGACUUAUUUAUAUUAAUUUCUUCAGUAGAUAACAAUGCGUUCUUAACAGAAGAGGAAAAGGUGAUUAACGAAACUCUUGAUGUUGAGAUUAAAAAGUUAGAAAAACCCAUUGAAGUGUUUCGGAAUGUUUAUGUAACAGUUGAUGAUUUACUUAAGGAAAAAACUUACUUUUGUACUGUUGAUGGUCAGACAAUCGUUGUUGAUUUAAAAAGAGGGAUUCAACUUGACAAACCAAAACAAUACAAACUAUCUUGUGAUAAUUAUCGAACAAAAACGUUGUAUUUGUCAAUUGUUAUUAAAGAUAAACAAAAUGUUGAUAUGUUAAAUGGUAUUACGUCUAAAAGGGUAUUCGUCGAUAAUCGCUUUGAGGGAAUGACUAUUGUUGGACACAUAAAAGAUUUAGAAGAGAAAUAUCAUAGAGCACAAUUUGUUUUACAGAAAACCACAAAACUGUUGUUGGAAGAAUGUGGAUUUUACUUGAAUGACACAACAAAAAGCGACUUAAUUGUCGAACUGAUUCUUGUUGACAAGGAACUGAUUGAUGACGAUCAACUUGAACAAUUUUUUGUUUCUAAAAUAGUCUCUUAUUGA
Entamoeba invadens IP1 is the source of this 4032-nucleotide messenger RNA. RefSeq lists its product as hypothetical. The transcript has a single exon. Gene Ontology annotation, molecular function: ATP binding; RNA binding; RNA helicase activity. The coding region runs from base 1 to 4032 and encodes 1343 amino acids. NCBI's taxonomy places the organism in Eukaryota, Evosea, Mastigamoebida, Endamoebidae. The record is from RefSeq and is a predicted model, not a curated record. Gene Ontology annotation, biological process: nuclear-transcribed mRNA catabolic process, nonsense-mediated decay. Gene Ontology annotation, cellular component: cytoplasm.